Messenger RNA from Meloidogyne enterolobii, 854 nucleotides. Lineage: Eukaryota; Metazoa; Nematoda; Chromadorea; Rhabditida; Meloidogynidae. The record is from the annotation of a GenBank genome assembly.
UAGUGAACAGUUCAAUAAAACUGCUUUUAUAACCUUCUCGUCUCUUAGUUGGCAAUCUCGGUCUUCCUUCACGAGAAUAUACUAUAAAAGCUCCCACAUUUCAUUCAUUUGCUACCAACUCUACAAAACAUUCAUCGCAACUCAUCGAACGUCUACAUCGUCUACUGCAGCUCUACAUACUCGUCCGCUGCCUUCCAAUGGACCUCGACACCGGACCUUUGGCCAAAAAGUCGUCAACGCUGUGCACUCUGCUGCUGCUGCUCACCAUCGCCACACUUGCAGUUCUUGGACAGGUCAACAGCGAAGAAGUCGGAUUCGGCAAUCACACAAGGAAUGGAGAAAAUGUGACGCUCGCCGACUACACCACAAUUGCCACCAAGACGAACUUCGACCUUGCUGAUUGUAACUUCAAGAAGCGGUAUCCGGACGCCUGCAAUGUUACAAUCGAAGACGACUACAUCGAGCUUCGAUACAACUACGGCAGCAAAGGAUGCACUGUGGACUUACUCAGCAAGAACGCAGCGAACGACAACAGGAUCAAGUUCACGACCGGAGUGCGGAACCCAAGAGGUGGAGGUCUCAACAAAUGCCUUGAUAUGACCACUUCCUUCGAGAGCAGCUAUAACAACACCCUGCCUUUCGUCUACAGCGUCAACAACACGGUCAUCGAAAAGCUCAACAACCAUCAGUACAACGAUCCAGGCGAAAAGUGUAAUGUAGCUUGCCAAGCCAUUAAUGGAAAAUGCAUGCUGAAUACAUCACUUCAAGUCUCAUGGAGCCAGUUGGGUGGCAAGGUCUAUGCUCACACAUAUCUAAGUAAGAGGCCUGUUUGUUUUUAUUUUUUCUUAAAUUAG